Molecule: messenger RNA, 576 nt
Organism: Prorocentrum cordatum
Lineage: Eukaryota; Dinophyceae; Prorocentrales; Prorocentraceae
Source: the annotation of a GenBank genome assembly
AUGGGGUCGAUGCUGGAGCUGUACAGGAGCGAUCUUGUGGACCUGCUCAGCAAAGGUGACCUCAAGACAGAGAAGAAGAAGCUGAACGUCCGACAAGAGAAGAACGGCGCCGUCACCAUCGAGAACCUCUCGGAAGAGACGUGCUCGAACGCCGCGGAGCUCGAGGACUUGCUCGAGAGGGGCAAUAAAGCCAGAACGGUGGCCGCGACGGCGAUGAACAGCGAGAGCUCCCGGUCUCACUUGGUGCUGAUCAUCAAGAUUAUCAGCGUCAACAAGGAGACUAAACAGCAGCUGAGGGGCAAGCUGCUCAUCUGCGACCUGGCUGGUUCGGAGCGGCUGUCGAAGUCUCAGGUGACGGGCGACGGCCAGAAGGAAGCGAUCGAGAUCAACAAGUCCCUUACGUCUCUGGGUGACGUCAUCGAGGCCCUAACGAAGGGGUCUAAGGUCAUUCCGUACAGAAACCACAAGCUGACGCAGCUAAUGCAGGACUCCCUUGGCGGCACCGCCAAGACACUCAUGUUCAUCAACUGUUCGCCUGCGAGCUCCAACCAGGACUCAGAACAGUCAUGGCCUUGA